Messenger RNA from Panicum hallii, 2358 nucleotides. Its product is annotated as neutral ceramidase. Lineage: Eukaryota; Viridiplantae; Streptophyta; Magnoliopsida; Poales; Poaceae. The transcript is spliced from 9 exons. Gene Ontology annotation, molecular function: N-acylsphingosine amidohydrolase activity. The coding region runs from base 1 to 2358 and encodes 785 amino acids. The record is from RefSeq and is a predicted model, not a curated record. Gene Ontology annotation, biological process: sphingosine biosynthetic process; ceramide catabolic process; long-chain fatty acid biosynthetic process. Gene Ontology annotation, cellular component: extracellular region.
AUGAUGGAGCCAUCUUGCUUGCGGUACCACGUUUGUGGUUCUGGUUCGCGCAUGAUAUGGCUAUGCUUUUUUCUAGUACUCGUUCUUCAGAGUUGCAGCCCAGCACUUUCAGACUCACCGUAUUUGGUUGGUAUGGGAAGCUACGACAUAACUGGGCCUGCUGCAGAUGUUAACAUGAUGGGCUAUGCAAAUGCUGAGCAGAUCGCAUCAGGAAUUCAUUUCAGGCUAAAGGCUCGUGCAUUCAUUGUUGCUGAGCCUAAUGGGAAGCGUGUUGUAUUUGUGAAUCUUGAUGCUUGCAUGGCAUCACAGCUUGUUACUAUAAAGGUGCUUGAAAGGCUUAAAGCAAGGUAUGGAGAUCUUUACAAUGAGAACAAUGUGGCUAUCAGUGGAAUUCAUACACAUGCUGGGCCUGGCGGUUAUCUGCAAUAUGUUGUUUAUAUUGUCACAUCUCUUGGGUUUGUUCGCCAAUCAUUUGAUGUAAUUGUCAAUGGCAUUGAGCAGUGUAUUGUUGAAGCUCACAACAACCUCCGCCCUGGGAAAAUCUAUGUGAAUAAAGGUGACCUCCUUGAUGCUGGUGUGAAUCGCAGCCCAAGUGCAUAUCUAAAUAACCCUGCUGAGGAGAGAAGCAAGUAUCAGUAUAAUGUUGACAAAGAAAUGACCCUUAUCAAGUUUGUAGAUGAUGAAGUGGGUCCAGUUGGGAGUUUCAAUUGGUUUGCAACACAUGGAACAUCAAUGAGUCGUACAAAUUCAUUGAUAAGUGGUGAUAACAAAGGAGCAGCUGCACGUUUUAUGGAAGAUUGGGCAGAACUAAAUGGUAUGCCAAAGCGGGGGGCUCAUGUAACUAAUGAUGGUUUAGAAUCUUUGCACAAGAUGUCUGGACUUCCGAGAAGAGUUUCUUCAAUAAUUCCUGAACCAAAUGAGAUAACUGAUGACUUAGUACAGUUGGCAUCAUCCUACGAGGCCUCAGGUGGCAGGCGAUUAUCAGGUUCAAGUAUCACCAGGCGCAUUAGAAGCAGUCAACAAAACAAACCUAAAUUUGUUUCUGCAUUCUGCCAGUCAAACUGUGGAGAUGUUAGUCCAAACGUCCUGGGAACAUUUUGUAUAGACACUGGUCUUCCUUGUGACUUCAAUCAUAGUACAUGUAAUGGGAAGAAUGAACUAUGCUAUGGACGAGGCCCAGGAUAUCCUGAUGAAUUUGAAAGUACCCGUAUCAUUGGCGAUAGACAAUUUCUCAAGGCUGUAGAUCUUUUUAAUUCAGCUUCUGAAGAAAUACAAGGCAGAGUUGAGUAUAGGCAUACUUACCUAGAUUUCUCGCAACUUGAAGUUAAUGUUCCUUCAAGUACAGGAGGAGAGCAGGUGGUGAAAACAUGUCCUGCAGCCAUGGGGUUUGCCUUUGCUGCUGGAACCACAGAUGGCCCUGGAGCUUUUGACUUUAAACAAGGAGAUGUCAAGGGAAACCCUUUCUGGAGGUUAGUAAGAAACUUACUUAAGACGCCAGGGAAGGAGCAAGUUGAAUGCCAAGCUCCAAAACCAAUAUUGCUAGACACCGGCGAAAUGAAGGAACCAUAUGACUGGGCACCUGCGAUACUUCCAAUUCAGAUCAUAAGAAUCGGACAGAUGGUUAUCUUGUGUGUCCCUGGAGAAUUCACAACGAUGGCUGGCAGGCGGCUAAGAGAUGCUGUCAAAGAAGUACUAACAAGUGACAGCAGUGGUGAAUUUAAUGAUAUUCAUGUUGUUCUUGCUGGGCUAACAAACACCUAUUCUCAAUAUGUCACAACUUUUGAAGAAUAUCAGAUCCAAAGAUAUGAGGGAGCAUCGACGUUGUAUGGCCCUCACACCUUGAGUGCCUACAUCCAGGAGUUUCAGAAACUUGCUACAGCCAUGGUUGCAAACAAAGAGAUCCCAACAAAUUUCCAACCUCCAGAUAUGUUGGACAAGCAAAUUGGACUGCUCCCAGGCGUCAUGUUUGAUUCAACACCCCCUGGUGUGAAGUUUGGAGAUAUCAGCUCUGAUGUUCCUGCAAGCUCAACCUUCAGGAAGGGCAGUACAGCGAAUGCUACAUUCUAUUCAGCUUGCCCAAGGAAUGACCUUCUCACUGACGGUACAUUCGCGCUUGUUGAGAAGCUAGAUGGUAGCAACAAUUGGGUUCCUGCCUAUGACGACGAUGACUGGUCGCUGCGUUUCAAGUGGUCAAGACCUGCAAAGUUUAGUUCAAGGAGUUUUGCCACGCUGGAAUGGACAAUUCCUGAAGAUGCCCCCUCGGGUGUUUACAGACUCAGGCAUUUUGGUGCCUCCAAGCCGUUGUUUGGGUCCAUCAAACAUUUUACAGGGACCUCUCGCGCAUUCGCUGUGCGUUAG